Molecule: messenger RNA, 483 nt
Organism: Ceraceosorus guamensis
Lineage: Eukaryota; Fungi; Basidiomycota; Exobasidiomycetes; Ceraceosorales; Ceraceosoraceae
Product: ClpS-like protein
Exons: 3
Coding region: 1-483 (160 amino acids)
Biological process (GO): translation
Cellular component (GO): ribosome
Molecular function (GO): structural constituent of ribosome
Source: RefSeq, a predicted model, not a curated record
AUGGCGUCUGAAGCCGCCCCCGAAGCUUCCAGUAGCUCUACCGCUCAAGCAGCAACCCCUGCCGAUCCUAAGCUCAGCGCAAUUGUGGACCAGAUCGAAAAGCUGACUUUGUUGGAGGCCGCUGAGUUGGUUACUCAGCUCAAGACCCGCCUUAACAUUCAGGACAUUGCGAUGCCAUCGGCUGCGCCUGCUGCUGCUGCUCCCGCUGCUGGAGGUGCUGCGGCGUCAGCAGCACCGGCAGAGGAGGAGAAGCCCAAGGAGAAGACGAUCUUCACGAUCAGACUAAAGGGAUUGAAGGAUGCGGGAGCCAAGGCCAAGGUCAUUCGUGAGGUCAAGGCUUUGAACAGCUCAAUGAACCUGGUUGAGGCUAAGAAAUUCGUCGAGUCGGCACCCCAGGUGCUCAAGGAGGGUGUGCCCAAGGAGGAGGCGGAGAAGUUGCAGAAGGCCAUUGAGGCUGCUGGUGGAGAAGUCGAGCUGGAGUGA